Ogataea haglerorum is the source of this 1467-nucleotide messenger RNA. RefSeq lists its product as uncharacterized. The transcript has a single exon. The coding region runs from base 1 to 1467 and encodes 488 amino acids. The record is from RefSeq and is a predicted model, not a curated record. Lineage: Eukaryota; Fungi; Ascomycota; Pichiomycetes; Pichiales; Pichiaceae.
AUGAAAUCAAAGACAUUUCAGCCGUCCAGGAAAUCCAAGGCAAAAGACACACAGCCCGACUCUGCCGAAAGUCUCUACAUCCGGGCAACCGAGGAGGAAGAGUUUGGUGACAGAUGGCUGGGCUCAGACCUGGCCAAGGCUUUGAGGUUCUACCAGAGGGCAUACUCCCUGUACCUCGAAUCGCUGCAAUUGCAGACGGACUACUUGGACUCGAGAUACAACGUGUCGCGGCUCCUAUUUUUCGUGUACGACAGGUACGUUAAGAACGACGCUGUUGUUCUGGACGAGCUGGAAAACUGCUCAGAGGCGCUGACAGGCACGGCCAGCAGCGUGGUGAGACCGCUGCGAGAAGUCAUCCAGGUGUUCCAGGAGUCGAUCCAGAUUGCACAGGCGGCAGAGGACUUUCCGUGGGACCUAUACUACAACGCCGUGCUCUGCUACUUCGAGUACAUGGAGGAGCUGGUGAAAGAUGGAGAUCAUUUCGGAGAGCUCGUAUCCUGUGGCGAAAAGUGCGUGGAACUGCUGAGAAUGGUGCUUGAGCACCAGAUGAGGGAGCUGGCUGCACUUUCGAGUCCCGAGGAAACGCCUGUCUCCGCCAAAGAGCACGAAUACGAAACACAGCAAGAGGCAAUAGUCCCGCCCACCGUUCUCGAGACCUGCGUCACAGGGUACAAAAUCAUUGCGACAGCGUAUGAAGGGGCCGUUUCUGAGUAUGAAAGAGGGCUGGUGGAGCUCAGGUUCGCAAACGCCGCGCAAGAACUCGACGGACUGGUGUCUACUCUCGUCGACCAAUACUCUGCUCCGGCCGAGGACUUCGUUCCGCCGUUGUCCUCUGCAGACCUUGAGCAGCUUCAGGUCGCAAAGCUGUGCUACGAGGCUGCAAAAGCCGACAGCUUUGACACGCUAUUCGAUCUUUGGCGUGGCGCAAAGUCGGUAGAGACGCUUCUUCUCGAAAAUGAGUCCUACAGAACUCUCCUCGCGAAAAAGGACGAUAUGCCUGCUGCCACGCGCUGGCAAGUGCUCUCGUCCAUCAGCAAUCGCUAUAAGGAGGCGUUCGAGCUCCUGAGGCAGGAGUACGAUCAGCUGAAGAGAGCUGCUACCAAUUUGCAGCUAGGGAGCAAGAUCGCCCAGAUGUGCUCCAUUUUGAUUGAGAGAGCAGAUGUGGACCUGGAGCGGUCGCAGACAGCUACGCUGGAGGAAAAGACGCGCGGUAUUCUUGCCACAAAUGCUAACAAGCUGCUGAGGAAUGCAAUUACGUACUCGCAGCAGUCAGGUGGCCUGAGAGAGAGCAUGCUCGAGAAACUUGCUAGGAGGAAGAAAUUGAAGGAGGCUUCCACGCGGCUGUGCAUUUUGGAGGGUAAGACCUCAACCGAGGAGCUGGACAAGAUAGUAGGGCGGGCAUUCUGGCCUCAGGAGCUACAUGAGCUAAAGGAACUGGGGAUAUAUAAGGUGGAUUGGCAGGGAUAG